Messenger RNA from Striga hermonthica, 192 nucleotides. The record is from the annotation of a GenBank genome assembly. Lineage: Eukaryota; Viridiplantae; Streptophyta; Magnoliopsida; Lamiales; Orobanchaceae.
AUGGUCACAAGACUAAGAGCUGGGAUUUUAAAGCCAAGAGCCUUGGCUAGUGUUGUGGAAGAAAAGGAACCAAGUGGUCUCUUAGAAGCUUUAGAAUCAGAUAAUUGGAAGGAAGCCAUGAGAAGUGAGUAUGAAGCAUUGAUCAAGAACAAGACAUGGUUUCUGACCUCACCUCCACAAGGAAAGAACAUU